Molecule: messenger RNA, 780 nt
Organism: Venustampulla echinocandica
Lineage: Eukaryota; Fungi; Ascomycota; Leotiomycetes; Helotiales; Pleuroascaceae
Exons: 4
Coding region: 1-780 (259 amino acids)
Source: RefSeq, a predicted model, not a curated record
AUGGCGUAUGAUGCCCGAGACCGCCAGAAUAUGGAGUUGGGAAAGAAGAAAAUCGACGCGAUGUCAUAUGGUUUCUUCAAUCUUCCUUUCAGCGUGGACGGCGCGGAGCCUCCGACGGAAAGUGUCAAUCGACCCGAGCCGGCUGAACCAGUCGAUGCUGCCAGUCCAUAUCACGAUGUUCUCGGGGGGGUGGGGGGGGGGGGAGCGCCGCUGCCAUUCGUCUCGACGCUCGAUACUGGCACCACCGGCAACUGGAUCUCGGACGACGCCCUCCAGCGGCUCCAGAUCAAGAGCGUGGCUGAGGCGCCCACGGACUGGAUCACGUUCAAUGGCAAAACGGUGCGGUCGGAAGCGGUGGCGGAGAUCACGUGGACUGGCGUUGGCAAUCGCAAGACACGCGUCACCAGCUUCCGCGUUGCAAAGAAGCCGCCCUUCGAUGUGGUCUUCGGGUCGGAGCUCAUCUUCUCAGAACAGAUCUUCUCCUUCGACAAAACGGCGUGGAUCCUAGCCAGAAAGCCAGCUACCAAAGCAGAAGCGGAGUUGAUGGCGAAAUGCAGCGAGGAAGUGCAGCGGGACAGCAAGAUGCUGGAGGAGCAGCACAAGCACCGGGCCAAGAGUGUGUCGGGGACGGGCGUGGGUGUAAGCUUGAGCAUCCGGCCACGAAAGUCAGACCUGGAGGUAGGAGGGCGUGUUACAGUACAGUACUUCGUACUUGGCCCUGUACGACCGUCCUCGCUACUGAAUUUCUUCCCCGCUAGGUCGAGGCCCCCUGCCGUCUAG